GCGGGACUUUCCAUGCGCAGUGCGCACCCGGGAACCAAGCAGGCUCGAAUUCAAAAACAACGUGGACAGGCUGAAUUUUCCCUACACGAGGAUAGGCUGGGAAAUAGUAGACCAGAAAUCAGGCAAUCCGGCAUGAGCGAAUAGUCAUUGAACCGACACUUCGAGGUCGUGUUCUAUUCGCUUCUGCUCAGAGUCUUGGUCACCGACGCUUGGAAGGACAGGGUUGUUCGUGUCCGUGUUCUGUAGGACUCCCUGCACUGUACUUAUUCCAUCCACAUAUGACCAUGCAUCGCGCUCUAGUUGUUUCUGAAAUCCUUCUGGACAUAUUCGCUCAUGUCGAUACAAUCCUGGACCCAUUAUCGUAUGGCGAGAUAUCAUUGGCUCGAAAAUCCCUUGCAACGCUUGCAACGACAUGCAGGACCUUCCACGAGCCCGCAAUGGAUUUACUCUGGGCUGACAUGCAUGGGAUAGUACCACUGCUGGGCUGUGUAACGAGGCUACAUCACAUGAUAUAUCAUCAUGCCGGAAGGUACACUUGGUACUCUGAAGGUAUCGAUCCAUUAUGUGAGCACGAAGUCCUCCAAUUUUUGCGUCACGCCCACCGCGUGCGCUCAUUGCAAAUCCCAUUCGACAACCAUUUUCACCUUCUUUCAGUCCUUCCUAUCAAGACAUUCAUAUUCCCGAGAUUGCUGUCGUUAUCAAUGGCUGUACAUCCGGCUGGAUACUUACAUCUCUUCCUACCCCCCACUCUGCGCCGUUGUUCGCUAUCGCUCAUUCAUCCCGAUUUGAAAUUAAUUGCGACCUGUUGUGUUGCUACCUUGGAGGAUCUAACCAUCAAGAUCCCCUACCAAAGCACAGCGGAUGAGCUGUGCCUGUUAUCUGACAGUAUCCGUCUGUGCAAGCGGCUUGUAACUCUGUAUUGUCCACCUCUCGACUGGGCAGCAUGGAAGCACCUGUCAAACCUCCCCACCCUUCUCUCAGUGGCGAUCUCUGGCGAAGUCCUUUGCCCGUUGGACACGGAUAACUUCGUUUUCACACGUUUCCUCAACGUCACGGCUCUUUCUUUCCAUGUAACUACGGCUUCAUACGUCAUCGCGGUAAUGCGCAACUCAGCAUUCCCCUCACUGGAAGAGUUUAAAAUGGUUGCCCGUGUUUUGCCGUGGGAAGAUGCUGAGCAGCUUUUUCAUGCACUGUCACAGUGCACGGCAUGCCAGACCCUUCAACAUAUCGACAUUUUAUCCCGUGAUCAAAGAGUUCCAGAGCCCUCAGACAGCUCUUUGACACCGAUCACUCAAUUUCUUGGCUUCACUCAACUCAGAACUCUGCAGCUCGCUUUUCCCCAUUGCUGCAUUCGCCUUGACAACCACCUCCUUUCGAAAGCCAUGUCAAGUUGGCCGCACAUCCGCUCUCUGAAAGUAGAAGACCCCCAUCCUCACCCAGCUACUAUCACAUUUCGCGGGUUAUCCACAGCGUUGCGUCAAUCUCCCCACUUGCAUACGCUGCACAUAUCAAUGGAUGCUCUGAAUAUUGAUAUCGAUCCUCAGGCCGAGUCGUUUCAGCACACAUCUCUACAAACAUUGGAUGUGCGCACCUCUCACAUAGCGGAUCGGGAAGCUGUCGCUUACAUCCUCUUCACUAUGCUUCCUUCGGUUGAGAGCGUUAUCCAUGGCUCUAGUGGACGCCACAUCCGGUAUGCAUGGCAGGAGGUUAACAGGCGUCUCCAAUCUCUCAAGUCUUCUGCGGUCCUUGGCUGUCGUAUCACAGGAGCAACUGCAGCGUGCUGAACUCUCCAUACGUAUGUGUUCAACUAGAUGUGCUAUCCGAUAACUUAAUACUUAGAAUGUGGGAGUGGGAGGUCGGGGCAAGCAAGGUAGCUUAUGCUUCGACAUGUAAUUGGCUCGAGAUUUAUUAUUUGCAUGAUACAUUACUUAUAACUAGCUCCCAUCCAUAGUGCCAGCACGCCUUACAGAAUGUCUGGGUACUUGAGAAUCAAUCUCCGUCCUAC
This is a messenger RNA of Suillus discolor, 2005 nucleotides long. RefSeq lists its product as uncharacterized. NCBI's taxonomy places the organism in Eukaryota, Fungi, Basidiomycota, Agaricomycetes, Boletales, Suillaceae. The record is from RefSeq and is a predicted model, not a curated record. The transcript is spliced from 2 exons. The coding region runs from base 279 to 1784 and encodes 501 amino acids.